Somion occarium is the source of this 1555-nucleotide messenger RNA. The record is from the annotation of a GenBank genome assembly. NCBI's taxonomy places the organism in Eukaryota, Fungi, Basidiomycota, Agaricomycetes, Polyporales, Cerrenaceae.
AAACGGGGGUAACUCUGCUUCUCCAAAUUGCAGCUCAAUGCGAAGGCUUGAAUAGUCGGCGCAUUCUCACUUCUCCAUUCUAUCGGACGCCCGAUUCUAGAGGGCUUUUAUCUCUUUACGGUUACAUUGACCUCCCGACUGAGAGAGAUGUGACUCUUUUCAACCAGAUGUGGCAGCGAGCAGACGAUUCACUCCUCGGGAUAUGAAUCCGGUGGUCGGGACAAGGGAUUAACAAUCUGUUCUCAUAGCUACCUCAUUCGGGAUAUGACGUUUCGUUGAAAUCUAGUAUAAGAAGUCAGGAGGGCCGUCAAGCGUUGUCCAACUCAACUUCCACGCUCAAUUUGCUCUCUGUAUAAAGAAUAAGACAUCAUGGUCAAGAUUGCAGUUGCGGGCGGGACAGGAAACAUUGCCGGCGAGAUUAUUGAGGCGUUGCUCUCAAAGAACAGACAUCAGGUGGUUGUUCUUACUCGCAAAGACGCUCCUAUUGACCCUAUAGUCCACCCUGACAUCACCUAUGUCAAGGUCGACUACAAAGACAAGGCGUCACUGACCAAUGCAUUGCGCGGGGUCCACACCGUGCUUUCCUUCAUUGUGGUGGUUCUCGACCCCGGGAGUGUUGCGCAGAAGAAUCUCAUCGAUGCUUCUAUCGAAGCAGGCGUAAAGAGAUUCGCACCUAGUGAAUGGGGAUCGUCCAAUGUCACGGCAGUACCUUGGUACGUAGAGAAGGAGACCGUUAGAGAAUAUCUUCGAGAAGUGAACCGAGAGAGGAAGGUCCUGGAAUACUGCUUAUUCCAAUGCGGCAUCUUCUCCAAUAAUCUCGCAACUCCUCACAAGACUGCUAAGCAUCUUGUUCCUAUCAUGCUUCCCUUUGACUUCCAAAACCGCCGAGCUAUCGUGUUGGAAGGCCGCAAUGAUAUUGAUAGCGUGACCUUCACGAAAGUUCAAGAUGUCGCUAAUAUCGUUGCCGAGGCUAUAGAUUACGAAGGCGAAUGGCCUGUGGUCGGGGGCAUCCGUGGAAACAACCUUACAGUCGGACAGGUCCUGGCACUGGGAGAAAAAAUCAGAGGUAAACCAUUCGCCGUCGAAACACUAACGUUGGAGGACAUCGAGUCAGGAAAUAUCAACACGUCCUGGUACCCUGUGCUCGAGCAUCCGUCCAUACCAAAGGAAGAGAUUGAGUCGUUCUCGAAGAUGGCUCUUGGAGGCACUCUAAUUGGUAUAGCAAAGGCUGCUUACACGAUACCAACUGAUGAGUGGAACAAGCUUCUUCCCUCAUACAAGUUCGCGGACAUCGAGGAGUUCCUGUAUGAGGCAUGGGCCGGGAAGCCUUAGGCUACGGGAUAGAGAUAUAUGGUGAAUGGUGACGAAUGCUGCGUUCCGCUCUAACGUGUACAAUAGCUUGAAUCAUAAUGUUCUCGAACAUAGAGACAUUUCCUCUGACCCAGGCUCAUCGUCUGCCUAGAUGGUCUUGUCAACGUUUCGCUAGAAGAGACUAUUACUAAGACAAUGUGCAGUAUGUUUCCUCGCUGUUGAAAUCAGCCAUUACUCCGUCCUG